Molecule: messenger RNA, 4654 nt
Organism: Xyrichtys novacula (pearly razorfish)
Lineage: Eukaryota; Metazoa; Chordata; Actinopteri; Labriformes; Labridae
Source: the annotation of a GenBank genome assembly
GUUUACCGCGCCCAUACAUUAGUCCCUGCCUGUGCAGAAGGAUCCGUGAGCUUCGAUCCUCGCUGUCUUAAACACAAAGUUAGAAAAAUGGGUGAAAACUCCGAGCUGCUGGUCGACCUCAAACACAAACUCUGCAGCUCUAUAGAUCAAUCCGCGGAGAAGCUGCGCAUGCUUAGUCGGGAUAUCUGGAGCUGUCCAGAGCUCGCAUAUCAUGAACACAAGGCUCAUGACAGGCUGGUGGAGUUUUUCACUCAGGAAACGGGCUGGAAGGUCGACAGUCACUUCAAACUUCAGACAGCAUUUAGAGCCACAUGGGAACCUUCAGGCAACCCACAGGGUCACGUGAUAAACGUGGGUUUUCUAUGCGAGUACGACGCGCUGCCGGGGAUCGGACACGCGUGUGGACACAACCUGAUAGCUGAGGUUGGAGCUGCUGCGGCUGUAGGACUCAAAGAUGUGCUGGAAAAGACUCAGAACCUCCCAAUCCACGUCCAGGUAGGAAAAAAAAACAUGUAGUCAAGUCUUCUGACUGUUUUCAUCACACCAAGUUUAUUUGGCAAAAUAUUGUUUUAUAUUUUUAAAGUUUUUUUUUUUUAGGUUUAUAUAUAUUAAUAAACUUUCUUUGGUUAACUUUUAUAAGACAUGCACUGAAAAAGAAGGGGUGCAAAUCUGAGGACAAAAUCUUACCACAUGAAACUGAUGUGAUACAGACCCUUUCCAAAAACCACCAUUUACUUCUCAGUUUUUGCAGAAAAUAAAUAAAAAAAUUAAGAUCACAUCAAAUCAAUCAAAAUGUGGUACUUUCAAAGCGAUAUGUCAAUCUUCAAUACUUGGUUGGUUAUCCCUUGGUUGGGAACACUAGACCUCAAGCAGCUUGGGUUCUCUUCCUCACCCGUCUUCCUCCAAACCCUUGGACCUUGAUUCCUGAAUGAAACUUAAUUGGAAAAGAGGACCUUGGACCACUGGCCAACGGUCCAGUCCUUCUUCUCCUUGGCCCAGUUGAGACGAUUCCUACCUUGGCUCAGGCUCAGAAGUGGCUUGACUCGAGGAACCUGACAGUUGUAGCUCAUCUCCCAGAUGCGUCUGAAUGUGGUGGUUUUUUGAAGCUGUGACUCCCGCCUCAUUCCACUCUUUGUGGAUCUCUGCCAGGUUCUUGAAUCUUCUCUGCUGAAGCCCACAGUCAUCUCUUUUGCUGGUGCACCUUCUCCUGCCACAUUUUGACCUUUGACUAGACUUUCCAUUGAUAUGCUUGGACACAGCACUCUGUGAACAGCCAGCCUCCUUAGCUAUGAACCUUUGUGGCUUACCCAUCCUAUUGAAGGGUACUAAUGACGGUCUUCUGGCCAGUUGUCAAGUCUGCAAUCUUCCCCAUUUUGAACCGAAUUGAGACAAUUAAACCAAACUGAAGCAAUUUUAUGACACCUGGGGAAACCUAUGCAGGUGAUUUGAGUUUAGUAGAUGAUUAGUGUGUGACACUCAGUUUAAAACAUUCAAUGAUAUUCUUAUUUUUUGGAAAGGGUCUGUAGAGUGGGGGGUCCAAGCUGCAGAGCAAGGACCCAAAUGCAGACUGACCAGGCUGGACAAAUCUGUCUCAGGGACUCAAAGAUGGACAGACAACUCCUGGACCAUUGAAGGGUGUGGGUGGGUGGAAUUGACUCCUUCUGAAGCUAAAUUAACCCCAUCCUUUUCUCUAAAAUGACUUAAUCUGAACUUGAGCUCUCUUUCUCAUUUAGUUUGGUAGUCUCAGCUUGAUGUGCAGGUUGAUAUUGACAUUUAUGUGUAGAUAUAAUGUAUUUCUGUCCACAGGUGACAGUUCUGGGGACUCCUGCUGAGGAGGACGGUGGAGGUAAAAUAGACCUGAUCAAUGAGAGAGCCUUUGAGGGUAUGGAUGUUGUGUUUAUGGCCCAUCCAUCAAAGGAGGAUGCUUUGUACCUGCCCUGCGUGGCUGAACAUGAGUAUGUUAAUUCCUGCAUUAAUUACUAUGUGUUAAUCAGAAUUUUAUCAUCAAUUAAAAUUUUAUUUUGCUAGUGUGACCAUCAAAUAUCAUGGGAAGGCGUCUCAUGCCUCCGCCUACCCCUGGGAAGGAGUCAAUGCGUUGGACGCUGCGGUGCUGUGCUACAACAACCUGUCUGUGCUCAGACAGCAGAUGAAGCCGGACUGGAGAGUUCACGGUGAGCACAUUACUAGUCUGAGGUGUCCCUCUGAGGAGGUCACUGUCCUGCUCUGAGUUAAUCAUGGUGUGUCGUUCAGGUAUCAUAAAGCAUGGAGGAGUUAAACCAAACAUCAUCCCCGCCUACACCGAGUUGGAGUACUAUCUGAGGACACCCACACGGGCUGAGCUUCCUGUCCUGAAGGAGAAAGCAGCGAGGUGUUUUAGAUCAGCUGCUGAAGCCACAGGCUGUCAGGUAAAAAGAUCUCAACAUAGUAAUGAUAGUAACUUUACUGGUGAUCGAAGAGGAGUUUAGACAUGUUGGGUGGUCCGCAAUAGAGUCUUGCUCCCUCCUGCAAAUUGUAAACAACAGAGGUGGUAUGUAUUGACUUAAUCUAGUCCCAUUCAUUGCUGGUUAAAAAGGGUUGUAAUUGAAAUGAUAAUUAGAAAAAAAUAAUUUAUUCACAAAGAAACUAUUAAGACAUCAUUUGAAAAACAUGUUAAAAAAAGCAGAGAAAGUAUAACUAUUAGAAAAAAAAUAAAACCUGAAAAAUCGGCUAAAGAACAAUACUUAAUAUUUACACAUGGUUUAUUUUGUCCUCUGUUGUCUUUCUGCUGUAUCAUGUCUGCUCUCACCUGGUUAUCGCUGGCCUGACUACUCUACAUUGUCCACAAUUUGCAUGCCAGACUUUGACCUGGACGUUCAGCAUCAUAAAUGUAUGAUAAGAAACUUGCUAGAAAACGAAACCUCGACAGAAGAAGCGGGACCAUGAAUAGAUGAGUACAGAGCUGUGAAGUUGUCUGUUUUCAUCACUUAAUAUACAAUCCAUUUGCAUGUAGCAGGAGAUAGUAUCAAACUCAAAGGGGGCAUAUUGCCACCUAAAGUGAAGGUGGACGUACUUUUGCAAAGAAAUCAAUUUUACCUGGUGCUUUUUGCCAAAUUGCUCAAUUGAGCUUUAAGUUGUGGCUGAGUUUCACUGCGCAUGUGCAUGUGCGUGUUGAAGCUGCAUGUGCACUUGUCAGUCAAGGUAAUUUAGAUGGCAGUAGCUGCAUUUGACAUAUGGUAUUCUAAUAAUGCAGAUGAUGGAUCUCCUCUGUGAUGUUUUACAAUGUUAGAUUACUAAAUUCAGUCAAAGGGUCUGUGCUAAGUUGAUCUGCAGAAAGUAGCCUCAAGGUUGAUUUUCCGCUGUAUUGACAGGGAGCAACAGUGUAAAGCAGUGUUCAAAGCAGCUGAGUGAGUCUAAAAGAGAGAACUUUUAAGUUUUCAGAAGUUAACAUGAAAUUAUUUUCUCUUCAGGUUGAAAUAGAAUUUGCAAAGAAUCAGUUUGACAACAUGCUGCGUUUUCCCACCCUGGAGGAGCUGUACGAGCAGAACGGCAAAGCUCUAGGGAUGGACUUCACCACGGAUGAAGCUAUUCUCAAAGAAUCUGGUACAUGCACGUUCACUGCGGGGCCAAACAUAGCUUUCUUUAUGUAUCAGUGUUUGUGACAGGAGGGGAGGUGACAGUGUGAGAUGGUCAAGAAAACCCCACAAGUAAGUCAGGUUGACUUAACUCUAUCCAACACCCGUAGCCAUGUGACCCAUGAUUCCCAGGAGCUGUGUUGUGUGCUCUGUCAGGUAGAGUCUGAUCCUCCUGAUGAGGGCAAAUCAGCACAACCGAAUAAUUGGCCACAGCAUGAUUAGCAUGAUUGUGUGUUACACAAAUUAUUAUUGCCCUGAUUCCAAAUGAACCAUUAUAAAUAACUGAACUUUUGUCAGUGGACUCUAGUGGCUUUGAGGAGGCUGAUUUGUAGUUUGCAGUUCUUCAUUAUGAGGUUAGUUUUGGUUGAUUUUUCUUGUCCCUUUAAAAAUUUGUAAACUCUGUUUCCUCUCUCCUUCAUCUUCCUGACAGGCUCUACAGACUUUGGCAAUGUGACAUUUGUAGUUCCUGGUAUCCACCCAUACUUCUACAUCGGCUACAAAGCUUUUGUCCACACCGAGGAGUACACUGUCGCUGCUGGUAUGCACACCACACACACAAACAAAUCCAUUAUAUCUUGAAGCUGUCAUUUCGCACAGUUGAAAGUGUGUUUUGGUGUUUUGUGUCAGGUGACGACAAAGCUCAGUUCUUCACCCUGAGGACAGCUAAGGCUCUGGCCAUGACAGCUUUAGAUGUGCUGUUGCGUCCAGAUCUGCUGCAGAGAGUGAAGCAGGAGUUUAAAGAAGCUAAACUGAAGGAGGAGAAGAUAUUAAGAGGAGAGGAGACAGGAAAGAGAUGACGGUGAUUAAAAAGAAAGAAAAAAUAUCAAUCAUACACUAUAUAUAAAAAGCCCGCAAAAAUCCAUACUGUAAACAAACCUGCAAUUUGUAUCAUUCUCAGCAGGGAGCAACUCCAAUGUAUAUAAACCUCAGAGUGAUUUGCGAAUAAGUGCCACUCACUCUUAUUUGAUCUGACUAUGGUGCUCUACAGUGUUGUGUAAUGAUUGCAGGAAAAAUAAAAAAAAUGUCCUCAUGUUGCAUUUAAA